This is a messenger RNA of Spinacia oleracea (spinach), 3574 nucleotides long. RefSeq names its product serine/threonine-protein kinase-like protein ACR4. The transcript has a single exon. Gene Ontology annotation, biological process: protein phosphorylation. Lineage: Eukaryota; Viridiplantae; Streptophyta; Magnoliopsida; Caryophyllales; Amaranthaceae. Gene Ontology annotation, molecular function: protein kinase activity; ATP binding. The record is from RefSeq and is a predicted model, not a curated record. The coding region runs from base 553 to 3309 and encodes 918 amino acids.
CUGCAUUGCUCUCUCAUUUAUGACUCUCUUUCUCUCUCUUCUUUCUCUCACUUCUUCUGUGGCAGCAAAUUCAUACUUCUCUCUAAUUCUUGUGAAUUCUUUUCCAGCAAACAAGUAAGUAGUACACAAGGUAGGUGCAAAAAUUUACAUCUUUCUGGGUAAAUAAAUGGUGUAUUGAUCAUCAUGAACUCCAUUAAAGCUCUGUUUUUUACACUUUUUGAUCCAAAAAGGUGAAAACUUUCAUCAACCCACUUUGCAAAUCCAAUCUUUCACACUUGCACUGUUAAAAUUUAACCAUUUCAGUGUUAAAAAGCGCAAAAAAUGAAGUUCUGAAACUGGGGUUUUGUGAAAUUUGCACCAUUUUGAGCUUCUGUUCUUCGAGGAAUGGGCAAAAAAGGCAGCAUCUAUACUGGGGUUUUCUACUCUUGAGGUAAAAUUUUAUCAUGCUGUCAAAAUUUGGAAUUUGGUUUGUUGCUUAAGACACAAGAUUGUUGCUGGGGCUGGGGUUUUUGGCUUUGGAAUGCCGGAUUUUGUGACUUAGCUUGUUGUAUAAUGGGACCCACCAGGUGUUUGAUAAGAUGUUUGUGUUCUUCGGUAUUGAAAUAUGCAGCAAAAUUUCUGGUAUUUGCUGUAGUUUAUUCAGAUAUUUGGUUAUUAGUUUCUGGUUUAGGUUCAAUGUCUUCAAUUGCUGUUUCAUAUGGUGAAAGUGGUCCUGUUUUUUGUGGGUUGAAAUCAGAUGGGUCUCAUGUUGCAGCCUGUUAUGGUGCAAAUGCAGCUAUACUAUAUGGGACUCCGACACAUCUCAGUUUUCUAGGUUUAGUUGGGGGUGAUGGGUUUGUGUGUGGACUACUUAUGGACUCAUAUCAACCUUACUGUUGGGGGAAUAGUGGGUUUGUUCAAAUGGGUGUUCCUCAACCCAUGAACAUGGGCGCUCGAUAUGUUGAAAUUAGUGCUGGUGAUAAUCAUUUAUGUGGUUUGAGGACACCCUUGACAGGAGAUCUUAGGAACACUUCUUUGGUUGAUUGUUGGGGUUAUAACAUGACUUCAAAUUAUGUUUUUGAUGGGCAAAUUAAGUCCAUUUCCUCUGGUGCUGAAUUUAAUUGUGGGUUAUUUGCUGAAAAUCGAACUGUAUUUUGCUGGGGUGAUGAGACUAGUAGCCGAGUAUUUAGCCUGCUUCCUAAGAAUUUGAAGUUUCAAAUGAUUGCAGCUGGUGGAUAUCAUGUUUGUGGCAUUUUAGAAGGGGUGGAUUCUAGGGCCUUUUGUUGGGGGAGUAACUUAAACAUUGUAGAGGAGAUCUCAGCUGAUUCAGGAACAAGCAGUGUGGAUAAACCUCCAAAAGAUUCAAUGCUUUCUGUUGCUGGUGGAAGGUUCCAUGCUUGUGGGAUUAGGGGUUUGGAUCGCGGUGUGCUUUGUUGGGGUUUUAUCAUGCAUAAAGGUAGUCCAGCUCCAAAAGAUGCCAAAGUUUACACCAUUGUUGCUGGUGACUAUUUUGAUUGUGGAAUACUCAUUGAAAAAUCUCUUUCACCCAUGUGUUGGGGAUAUGGGUUUCCCGCCUCUCUUCCAGUCGCAGUCUCUCCUGGACCAUGCAAGCCUGCACCCUGCACUUCUGGUUACUAUGAGUUCAAAUCAGGCCAAGCAACCUGCAAAAACUCAAAUUAUCAUAUAUGUUUGCCUUGUUUGAAUACUUGUCCCAAUGAAAUGUAUCUUAAAGGCGGAUGUACUCAACAAUCUGACAUACAGUCAUGUGCAUAUAACUGUUCAAGUUGUGUGUCAUCUGAUUGUUUCUCUAAUUGUUCCUCCAAUGCUAGUUCAGGUAGUUUUCGUGGAAAGAAAAAUGUGAAAUUUUGGGCAAUUCAGCUUCCUGUCAUAGUGGCAGAGGUUGUUUUUGCUGUCUUCUUGGCUAUACUAGUGUCUUUAUUGGCAAUCUUAUAUGUUCGAUACAAGCUUCGAAACUGUCAAUGCUCAGAAAGCAGGAUUUGGAUAUCAAAGAAAAAUGGAGGAAACAAUGGAUCUUCAAGAGAUAACCAGAAGAUAAGGCCUGAGAUGGAGGAGCUAAAGAUCAGAAGAGCUAAAGUUUUCUCCUACGAAGACCUUGAGAAAGCCACCAGUGGAUUCAAAGAGGAGUCAAUAGUUGGUAGGGGAAGUUUCUCAUGUGUCUUCAAAGGAGUCUUGAAAGAUGGAACAACAGUAGCUGUCAAGAGAGCUAUAAUGACUUCUGAUCAAAAGAAGAACUCAAAGGAGUUUCACACAGAACUUGAUUUGCUAUCAAGAUUGAACCAUGCUCAUCUCCUCAAUCUACUAGGAUACUGUGAAGAAGGAGGAGAAAGACUUCUGGUUUAUGAAUACAUGGCUCAUGGGUCUUUACACCAACACAUCCAUGCGAAAGACAAGUCAUUAAAGGAGCAAUUAGAUUGGGUUCGGAGAGUCACCAUCGCUGUCCAAGCAUCACGAGGAAUUGAAUACUUGCAUGGGUAUGCUUGUCCUCCUGUGAUACACCGUGAUAUAAAGUCAUCGAACAUUCUCAUCGAUGAAGAGCACAAUGCACGAGUGGCUGAUUUUGGACUCUCUCUCCUCGGCCCUGCAGACAGCAGUUCCCCUUUAGCUGAGCUCCCAGCAGGAACUCUCGGGUAUCUUGACCCUGAAUACUACAGACUUCACUACCUAACUACUAAAUCUGAUGUGUACAGCUUUGGUGUUUUGCUCUUGGAAAUACUUAGUGGUAGAAAGGCUAUAGAUAUGCAGUUUGAAGAAGGGAAUAUAGUUGAAUGGGCAGUUCCUCUGAUAAAAGCAGGAGACAUGCCAUCACUUUUGGAUCCUAUCCUGAAACCUCCCUUGGAAAUGGAAGCUCUCAGAAGAAUUGCGAAUGUGGCUUGUAAAUGUGUAAGAAUGAGAGGGAAAGAUAGACCGUCAAUGGAUAAAGUCACGACAGCUUUAGAACGAGCUCUUGCUCUUCUUAUGGGUACCCCGUGUAGCGAGCAGCCUAUACUACCAACAGAGGUAGUUUUAGGAAGCAGCAGAAUGCAUAAGAAAUCAUCCCAAAGAUCUUCAAACCCUUCAGAUACCGAUGUAGGGUCAGCUGAGGAUCCACGGUUUGAGUUUAGAGCUCCGUCAUGGAUUACAUUUCCAAGUGUCACUUCUUCUCAGAGAAGAAAAUCUUCUGUUUCUGAAGCUGAUGUUGAAAAUGCAAAGAAUGCCGAGUCCAAAACUGUUGGCAGUGGAAGAAAUGGUGCAGAGGGAUUAAAUAGUUUGGAAGAAGAGAUUGGUCCUGCUUCUCCACAGGAAAGUUUGUUCCUCAAGCAUAAUUUCUAGGAUUGAUGACCAGAUUUAGGGGAGAGUUCGGUUAAUUGUUCUUGCAUAACUAUGAUGAUUUUAUCCAAUUUUUUUAAAGAUGUAAAGAAGAAAGGGGGAGCCUUGUGUAAUUUUUUUUAGAAAAAAUGUUACUCCUAUUAGAUUUCAUAAAUGCUUGCCCUACUCGCAGAUUCAACUGUAGUUGAGCAUUUGAACCUAUUAGCUGUAUUCAUAACCUGUAUUGUUCAGUUCCUUACUAAUAGGAAGCAUAGUUUUGUUACUCUAA